GCUUACCUGCACCGGGUUAUCAAUUAAAAAAAUCACUACGUCCUACGAGAUGCAUUCCAAGGAAACCAUUUGAACACUUUGAUAAUUGUACACGUAAUUGAUCUGCAACUUGCGAUGAUAUCAACGAGAUACGUGUCAUUCUUGUCUGGAAUAAUAAUAGCUUCUUUAACAUGGGCAUUCAGUCUGUACCUUUACUCAAGACUGUCGCAAAAUACUAUCACUGUCAGUCCCACAAUGUUAGUACCUGGCAUAUCUAGUCAAGCGCUCAAGGAGUCGUUACUUAAGCAUGGGGAAUACAGUGAGAAGGAUAUCAUGUUACGCGAUAAUGUCAUCAUCGCCCGUAAUGAGAAGCAAACAAUGAUUGGUAAGAAAACCUACAACUUAAAGGGCAAUAAAGAUUACGAGAACAAUGACCUGCUUCUGCAGCAACUACAACCUGUUCCGGUAAAACCUGCGGUUACAUUGGACCAAGGUCUAGAUGAAUUAGGGAUGGUGAAGAAUUUGGACGACCAGCGAAAGAGGGAUGAGGGGUACAAGAAUUAUUCGUUCAACGUUCUCAUAUCAGACAAUCUCGGUGUUCUAAGAACUGUGCCAGACACGAGGCACAAAUUAUGCCGGGCACAAAAAUAUCCCGCCGACUUGCCGAAUGCUAGUAUAAUCAUCUGUUUCUACAAUGAGCAUUACACAACUUUAUUGCGCUCAUUGCAUUCUAUAAUUGAGAGGACGCCAGCGACACUACUGCACGAAAUUAUCCUAGUGAAUGAUUAUAGCGACAGCGAUACGUUACACGAGAAGAUAAAAGUCUACAUUAAGGUCAAUUUUAAUACCAAGGUGCAUUUCUUCAAGACAGACAGAAGGGAAGGUUUAAUCAGAGCACGAGUGUUCGGCGCGAGGAAAGCAACUGGUGACGUCUUGAUUUUCUUGGAUAGUCAUAUAGAGGUGAAUGAAAUGUGGAUAGAGCCGCUUCUUUCAAGAAUCGCCCAUUCGAGGACUAUCGUGCCUAUGCCGGUAAUAGACAUCAUAAACGCGGACACAUUUCAAUAUACUGGCAGCCCAUUGGUAAGAGGAGGCUUUAACUGGGGUCUUCAUUUCAAAUGGGACAAUUUACCGAUUGGAACGCUAAAACAAGAGGACGAUUUUGUAAAGCCUAUCAAAUCGCCGACAAUGGCUGGGGGAUUAUUCGCAAUCGACAGGGAAUAUUUUACAAAGAUUGGGGAAUACGACACCGGUAUGGACGUCUGGGGAGGGGAGAAUCUUGAGAUAUCGUUCCGAAUAUGGAUGUGUGGCGGUAGUAUCGAACUCAUUCCUUGUUCACGAGUGGGUCAUGUGUUCAGGAGACGACGACCGUACGGCUCGGACGACCCGCAGGAUACCAUGCUGAAAAAUUCCUUGCGCGUCGCGCACGUAUGGAUGGAUGAGUAUAAGGAUUACUUUCUGAGAAACACUAGGAGAAUCGACUACGGUGAUAUCUCGGAACGGCUGGCGUUGCGACAGAGACUCAAGUGUAAGAGUUUCGGUUGGUACUUGAAGGUGGUUUAUCCCGAACUGACAUUGCCGGAUGAUACGGAGAGACGACUGAAGGAUAAAUGGUCGAGGCUUGAUCAAAGGCCAAUGCAGCCUUGGCACUCGAGAAAGAGGAAUUAUACCGACCAGUACCAAAUCAAACUUGCAAAUUCCGCGCUUUGCAUUCAGAGCGAAAAGGAUAUCAAGACUAAGGGCUCCCGACUUAUUCUGAUGCCGUGUUUGAGGAUUAAAUCACAGAUGUGGUUUGAGACGGACAAGAAUGAAUUAGUACUUGGCCAGAUGCUUUGCCUGGAGGGAGCAGAGAAGACUCCGAAACUCGGGAAGUGUCACGAGAUGGGUGGAAGUCAAGACUGGCGUCAUAAACGCAUUAGCGGUACCCCUAUAUAUAAUAUGGCAGCUGGAACUUGCUUAGGGGCAAUGCGUGAUAUAAGAAAUGCUCAAGUCGUCAUGGACCUAUGUACAAAAUCGAACGCUUCAUUGAUAACUUGGGAUCUCGUCCGAUCGAAGGUUCCAUCUAAAGAGAUCAGAUGACGUCGGAAGAAAGGACGCAAAAAUAGAAAAAAGAAUUACGAAGACUGGCUCGGAAGGAAAUGGUAGAUCCUUUGGUAAAAUGUAUAUACUCGACAAAUAGUUACAACUAGAGGUAGAGAAAAUUUCAUACGUCGAGUCUUAAUGUAAUUUAACAGGAAAGAAAAAAAAAGUAAGAAGCCUUGACUCUCCAGCAGGGCUUCAAAACAGUUGAAAGUAUCGUAAUUAUAUAAGAAAAACAUUGAAUCUCUUCAAUACAAUGUAUAUAUGCAAUGUAGAGAACUUUCCCUUUUGUAUUUUUAUCACUUCUCUACGAUAUUGUGAACUUAUAUGCACAAAUAUUUAUAAGUAUUAUAUUUAUAUUUGAUAAUUUUAGACAAUUUUAACAAUAUUAUAUGUAUUAAGGUUAUUCUACGUUAAUUACAAGUCGAUCAUAAGCAGAUGCAAUGCUUGUCGCGUCAGAUCAAUUAGAAGGGUCGAUAGUACCAUUGAUUAGUAGUCAUAAGUAAGCGUUGCAUCCAUUUACUAUCGACUUGCAACUAAUGUAGAACGACUUUUAUAUAUUAUAAAACGUGUGAUAAAAGAACAAAGUCUGUUGAACAAUCUUUAUAGUAAAAAUUAUUUAUAAAAUAUUUUAUAUUUAUAAAGAUACAUUUGUAUCGAUAUAA
Dinoponera quadriceps is the source of this 2720-nucleotide messenger RNA. It is a transcript of the gene Pgant35A, whose product is annotated as polypeptide N-acetylgalactosaminyltransferase 35A-like. Gene Ontology annotation, cellular component: Golgi apparatus. The transcript has 7 exons. Gene Ontology annotation, biological process: regulation of Notch signaling pathway. Gene Ontology annotation, molecular function: Notch binding. The coding region runs from base 115 to 2055 and encodes 646 amino acids. The record is from RefSeq and is a predicted model, not a curated record. Lineage: Eukaryota; Metazoa; Arthropoda; Insecta; Hymenoptera; Formicidae.